Molecule: messenger RNA, 1313 nt
Organism: Aphanomyces astaci
Lineage: Eukaryota; Oomycota; Saprolegniomycetes; Saprolegniales; Verrucalvaceae
Exons: 4
Coding region: 52-1266 (404 amino acids)
Source: RefSeq, a predicted model, not a curated record
AUCUGGGGCUGCCAACUUGGAUCCGAAAAUACCAUCGACAGCCUGGAAGGAAUGGCGAAGAAAGGAAAGCAAGCCAAACAGCACGGCACCGUAGAUAGCUCCCUGGCCAAGUUGAAGAUGGGUAAUACCGCGACGUCUCCCACCGCUGCGGCGGACUCCAAGUCCACUCCCGGUGGGUCCCCGGUCAAAGCCAAACAAGGCAAAAGCGCUAGCUACCCCACGACGCCCAUCUCGACCUCCAAAUCGACCUUUAUAACCUCAUCGUCUCCAUCCACCCAAGACGACCCCCACGCGGUCCACGCUGGAACAUCGUCACCACACGACGAUAACGACGACGACGAUGUGGCAGGCGACGGCAAGGUCGUGACGUUGGUUCCCAAGAUCGAGCGCCGAUUGUCCACCCGACCUGAAGUCAAGGACUUGGACGACCAGGAUAUUCUCCAUUCUCUCACGAUUGCUCCGAUGAUCCAAUCCACUGCCAAGCAGCUGCAGCGUCAACUGAGUGCGGACCAUGUGUCGUCGCUCUUGACCAAGCGACCAUCAUUCGUGGACUUGACGGACCAGGGCAUCGUGUCCGACAAGAUCGCGCCGGCAUUGCAGGCUACGAGCGAUGCCUUGCGACGCAGCAUCACCGCGGACCGCCUCACGCACCACAUUGCCCGUCGACCCUCCCUUCAAGAUCUGGCCGACCAGCAUGUCGUCGACGACGGAACGCCAUCGUUGGCUCCAAGUUUGGCGGCGAUGGCAAAGAAGCUCGAGCGCACGAUGGUUCAAAACCAGGUGGGCCAGCUGUUGGAAACCCGGCCUGGCUUGCACGACUUGGUCUCCCAGCAAAUCGUCACGGAUGGACCGGAAGUGGCGAAUGCGUUGCAAGGGCCUCGGCAAUCGUUGGUCCGACAGUUGAAAGCCGACGAAUUGUCUCGCAAACUCAAGUCACGCAAGUCGUUUGACCAGCUUUUCACAGGCCCGAGCAAUGCAUUGAAGUCAAACCCAACUAAAAACGUUUCGUCUAAACAACAACAAAAGCCAGCGCUGUCCAACGCCCAGCGCCGCGCCAGGUACACGGUGGCACUCAAGGCGGCAUCCCGCAUUGCGGCGGACAAGCUCAUCUCAGCGGCGGAGAAGGGCCGCUUGAAGGACCUCAUUCUCGCAGACGACUCCCGCGUGAGCAUGGCCAUCGCGCUGUACGAAAACGACCGCGAUGUGGAAGAGAUGCUCGAUACGUUGUACCGUAUUGCCAAGUCCACCAGUCGAGGGUCGAUGUGACAACGUGUAAAUAUGGACGAUGCAAUACAAUACUAUAUUGUGAGAGA